Molecule: messenger RNA, 690 nt
Organism: Aspergillus calidoustus
Lineage: Eukaryota; Fungi; Ascomycota; Eurotiomycetes; Eurotiales; Aspergillaceae
Source: the annotation of a GenBank genome assembly
AUGAGUCGCUCGCGGCCUACCGACUGGUCUAUCCGAGAGGCGCUCGAACUGCUCGAUCGUCAGCUCCUCCCAUCCAUGCUGACCGCUCGCCGUCUUUCCAGCAAUGUAAUCCACACGGCCUUUGCUUGGUUGAUUUUGUGCAUGAGUCUUGACGCGUCGACAUUGCCGGGACUAGCCGCUAGUCUAGAUUAUGUCAAGCCUCUAGGUUGCAAGCACCUGGAGCUCUUGGACAGCGAGGGGAACACCCCAUGCCACGGACGGGGGGUCAUAUCAUGGGCGCUUAUUGAUUUGCUUCUCGCGUACGAACCUGAGCUCGCGGCCAAGGAGAACGUCAACGGGCUCACGCCGGCAGACGUUGCCGAGCAGAAGUUGUUUGCCAAGGCUGCUAAGCCUCCGCAUAUUCCACAGCAGUCGAGCUCUCGCAACCUAGGCGCAGGCGCUGUCGGAAAGGAGCCGUGGACGUUUGUGCACCAGACAGGAAAAGGAGUGCUGUUAGCGAACAGGCGGAGAAUUUAUGAGCGGUGCUGCUUAGGCGGAAGCGACGGGGACACAAGGAGGAGAAAGCUGGUGACGCUCUUUGAAGUGCGCGAGUUCGCUGCCGCGUCGCAUGCGAGGUUCCAAAGGUGCAAUCAGCGCCGGACGUGGUUGUCGCCAGAGACGGAUAAGAUUACCGAGUGGCUAGACCUGUAG